This is a messenger RNA of Opisthocomus hoazin, 602 nucleotides long. NCBI's taxonomy places the organism in Eukaryota, Metazoa, Chordata, Aves, Opisthocomiformes, Opisthocomidae. The record is from RefSeq and is a predicted model, not a curated record.
AUGACCGACCUGAAAAGUGUUUUCAAAGCCCAGUGGGCUAAUGUCACUCACACCGACGGUGGAUGGUCACUGAGCACUUCCACAUGGCGGCUGGCACAGGACCAAACUCGAGACACGCAACUCAUCACAGUUGAUGAAAAAUUGGAUAUCACUGCUUUAACUGGUGUUCCAGAUGAGCACAUCAAAACCCGAAAAGUUCACAUUUUUGUUCCAGCACGCAAUGCAAUGCAGGCAGGAGUUAACAAUACAAAGAAAUGGAAGAUGGAAUUUGAUAACAGGGAGCGCUGGGAGAACCCUUUAAUGGGCUGGGCAUCUACGGCUGAUCCUUUAUCCAACAUGGUUCUUACUUUUUCAACUAAAGAAGAUGCCAUUGCCUUUGCUGAAAAAAACGGCUGGAGCUAUGAUGUUGAAGAGAAGAAGAUUCCAAAACCUAAAUCCAAGUCUUACGGUGCCAACUUUUCUUGGAACAAAAGAACAAGAGUGUCUACAAAAUAGGCUGGCAUUGGUUGUCUGACUGUGAAUAAAGUCAGCUGUGCAAUAUUUAUAGUCCAUGUAUAAUACAUCUCUUAAUCUCAUAAUAAAUUUGACCUUUAAACUACAAA